UUUGUCAGUGGAAAAUGGGAUCAAAUUUUAACUUUAUAAUGAUUAAAAAUUACCCAAAGCUAACCAAUUUAUUAUUAUCAUUAAUUAUUAUAAAAACUGAUCUUAGUUUAUCUGAAAAAUACAAUGUGCUAUUUAUAUGCGUCGAUGAUUUACGACAUCUAGCGGAAACAGAUGUUUUACUGCCAAAUAUGAUGAAAAUGGCGGCAAAAGGUAUAAAUUUCAAAAGUGCUUUUGCGCAGCAAGCACUUUGCGCUCCUAGUCGUAAUUCGAUUUUAACAGGACGAAGGCCAGAUUCGUUGCGUUUAUACGACUUCUAUAGUUAUUGGAGACAAACAAUAGGAAAUUUUACAACAUUUCCCCAGUUUUUCAAAGAAAAUGGCUACGAAACCUUUUCAGUGGGCAAAAUUUUCCAUCCUGGGUUAAGUUCUAAUUUUACUGAUGACUAUCCUUACAGUUGGUCUUUUCAACCGUAUCAUCCUCCGACUGAGAUAUACAAAGAUGCGCCUGUUUGUGAAGAUCCUCUUACCAAAAAACUUGAAAGUGAUUUAAUAUGCCCAGUUAUUAUAAAAGAACAACCUGGACAGACUUUACCCGAUUUACAAUCUCUGAAAUAUGCUUUAAAUAUAUUACGUCAGAAACACAACAAACCUUUUUUGUUAGCAGUUGGUUUCCAUAAACCGCACUUACCUUUGAAAUUCCCUAGGAAAUAUCUGGAUAAAGUUCCAAUGAGUGGAAUACGCCUUCCAGCGUUUCCGUUAAUGCCAGAAAACUUACCAUUAGUAGCAUGGCAUCCUUGGAGUGAUGUCCGCAAGAGAGACGACAUAAAUCAAUUAAACAUAUCAUUCCCUUUUGGUAACAUGCCUCCUGAGUGGAUAUUGAAAAUAAGACAGAGUUACUAUGCUGCAGCAGUUUAUAUUGAUAAUUUAAUUGGGCUACUAAUGAAACAAGUAAAUCUCAAUAACACUAUAGUUAUCCUUACAAGUGACCAUGGAUGGUCACUUGGCGAAAAUGGGCUGUGGGCAAAAUACAGCAAUUUCGAUGUUGCAUUGAAAGUACCAUUAUUAUUUUUAAUUCCAGGUUACCAACAAAGGUCAGUGUCGACACCUGUAGAACUACUGGACAUUUUCCCUACUUUAGCAGAUUUGACUGGUCUUUCGAAACACGAACCUAAAUGCGGUCAUAGAGUAAAUUAUUCGCUUUGUUUUGAAGGAGAAUCUUUAGUUCCUUUGAUGAAGUCUCAUACAACUUAUCAACGUAAUAAAAAUUAUGCCAUUAGCCAAUACCCAAGGCCUGGUGAAUAUCCAAAACCUAAUUCUGAUAAGCCACGUCUUAAAGAUAUAAAAAUAAUGGGAUAUAGUAUAAGAACAAAGAGAUACAGAUACACAGAAUGGAUAUCUUUUAAUAACACAAUGUUUACAAGAAAUUGGACGUCGAUACAUGGAUUAGAAUUAUAUGACCACCAUGUGGACCCGAACGAGGCGAAAAAUUGUUAUAUGAAAAAAAAAUAUAUACAUACUGUAGAGAAGCUGUCAAUGUUAUUAAGAACGUAUGUUAAUAAAUUUAAAUAGUUUCUGCAUGCAAGCAGACGGAAAGCGCAGGACCGUUGUGUAUGAAGGUCCCAAGAGGCCAGCCCAGUAGUGGAAGUCCAUCGGCGGAUGAUUACUUCUAGUUAAUCACACACGAAUUGGUUGUUUCAUGACUUUCUAUCAGAUUAUAUUUCGUGAUUUUUAGCUCGAUCUCCAUACAUCGAUCUUAAUCGCCUGUUGAGACACUGGUGUCGAUUCUGGCGAUUCUCUAAACCUAAACUUAAAUUUGACAACAGUGUAUCCUUGUUAUACUCUAUACAGAAUGAAAAGGAGAGACUGAUGUUAAAUUUAGUUUUAAGUUUAGAGAACCCUG
This is a messenger RNA of Chilo suppressalis (striped riceborer), 1899 nucleotides long. The record is from the annotation of a GenBank genome assembly. Lineage: Eukaryota; Metazoa; Arthropoda; Insecta; Lepidoptera; Crambidae.